This is a messenger RNA of Rhopilema esculentum, 611 nucleotides long. Its product is annotated as tetratricopeptide repeat protein 33. Gene Ontology annotation, molecular function: protein binding. NCBI's taxonomy places the organism in Eukaryota, Metazoa, Cnidaria, Scyphozoa, Rhizostomeae, Rhizostomatidae. The record is from RefSeq and is a predicted model, not a curated record.
AUGACAACAAUUAAGUUUGGAUGGAAGAAAAAGACUGUCGGCAGCCUUCAACACAACCCAGCAUUCGAUCAAGAAAAAGGGUUUGUUGAGGAUGACGAUGGUGCUCCAGCAAAUUUUGACUGGACAAAACUAGGGAGCAAAAACAAAAGUUUGGUUACUGAGAGUAAAGAUGCCAAAUUUAAAAGGCUGUACGACGAAGGCGUUCUGUUGGCAGAAGAAGAGAGGUACUGGGAAGCAAUAAAGCGGUGGAACGAGGCUUUAGAAAUCUAUCCUGUGAACGAAAAGUUAUAUGAAAUGAAGUCACAGGUUUUGAUGGAGCUUAAUGAAAUCUUCCCUGCUGUUGAAAAUGCCAAGAAAGCAAUCCAUUUUAGGCCUGAUUGGGCAGAAGGUCAUCAGACAUUAGGAAGAGCCUUGUUAAACAUUGGGGAGCUUAAACUGGCUUUGAGGAGUUUCCUAACUGCAGAAUUUCUGAAACCGGAUGCUCCUGAAUUUUGGGCAGAUGAUGUUAAAUGGACUAUCAGCUUGAUAGAAGAAGAGCAGCAGACCAUGAAAAUGGACACAACAUAAAUAGAAGAGAAAUAUUAAAAUAUUUACAUUUACAAGUGCCAAAU